CGCAAGAGCUCCGGCACCCAAGCAGCGAAGCUCUCCUUGACUACAUUGCUCACUCUGGCGAGCGCUGCGCUCCUGAGCUUACUGUGGCUCUAGAGAGUCAAGGUGUUGAUCAGUUUUGACGUUCUUUGACGAGAAUCGGAAACUUUGGUUCUAGAAGCAAGGAUUUGAUUAAACUAAGACACGAGCUGGAGUGUGGCCUCACGCGCCGGCAUGUGAAAACACAAUUUGGAAGGCUUGUUUAACUUAAUGAUUAUUGGUAAGCUUCGUGGAGAUUAACCGUUGUCACGAGCGAUCGCGUGGCUUUUCGUGGUGGAUUUAACGCAUAAAAUUUGUUUGUCAACGUCCCUCUCAUAUAUAGAGAGGUUAAUUCCAUGACAAGCUCUAAGAUCCAGCGAAGUACACCACUCAGUGGCUAGCUAGUUGGUGUUACUAGCAAACAAGAAAGUUUCCAUUUAGUUCCCUGUACUAUGAGAGCGUACCAGUCCAUCCAUGAUAAGGGGAAUCUUUAGCAAGAGGUGAAGAAUUGAAAGAAGGAGAAGAGGAGGAGGAGGAAGUGGAAGUGAGGAUCUUUCUUCUCUGCUCAAGGGAGCUCAUGGAGCAGCGAGACGGAGAGCUUCUAGCCGGGCAAGUCGAGGGAGAGGUAAACUCCACCACUUUCCAGAGCUUCAACCUCGAUUUCCUCAGCGCCGAGCACCAGCAAAGCCUGCUCGCGGCGAAUUUCCAGCCGUGGUCCUCGAGCAGCAGUGGAGCUGGAGCCUGUGCUGCUGCGGCCGAGGAUGAGGAUGUCAAGGGACUGCUCACUCCGCCCAGCAGUCCCUCCGGCGCGAGCAACAGUGGCGGCAGUAAGUUCCCGUCCGGCCUGGCUCAAAAGAUCGGCUACCUCCAAAUGGUUGUCAAUAUGCUGGGCAGCAACAACAGCGCGCGCGGCCAGUCGAGCAGCGGCGCUCAGCAGCAGCAAAUUGGGAAGCUCGUGGAUCAGCUCCUGGUGACGGCCAGAGGUAUGUUCUUGGAGCAGCAGCAGCAGCAGGAGCAACAUCAAAGUGCUUCCUUUGCUGCGAAUCCCUCCAGCGAUCGCUACUUUAACAUCUCUCCGGAAGAACUCGUCUACCAUCAUCAUCAUCAUCAGCAGCAGCAGCAGCAAAUUCUCCAGCAGCAGGCUUAUAACCACCAGCAGCAAAUGCCUUAUCAAGGCAUUUUUCCAAAGCCGGAGAGUAUGACUCCAGUGGAGAAUCUCUAUGCGGGUGUGGCGGCGGCUGCAAUCGUUGAUGGAGACGAAGACGAAUCUCUCCAGGAGAGCCAAGACUCGUACGAGUUGAUCGAGCUCGACGCCAUGGAGAUCCUUGCCGAGCACACACACUUCUGCGAGAUUUGUGGCAAGGGAUUCAAGCGCGAUGCCAACCUCCGCAUGCACAUGAGAGGCCACGGUGACGAGUACAAGACACCGGCGGCCCUUGCCAGGCCCAAAGGUGACGACGAACACCGCGGCGAUGGCAAGAGGAAAGUCUCCAGCCCAAAGUUUCUACCCAAGCGCUACUCCUGCCCGUAUCUGGGAUGCAAGCGCAACAGGCAGCACAAGAAGUUUGUGCCACUCAAGACGGUGCUGUGCGUCAAGAACCACUACCGACGAUCGCACUGCCCCAAGCUCCUGACUUGCACCAGAUGCCGCGUGAAACGAUUUGCGGUGCUUGCCGACCUCAAGACGCACGAGAAGCAUUGCGGGAGGGAGAAGUGGCAGUGCUCUUGCGGGACGACCUUCUCUCGGAAGGACAAGCUCCUGGGCCACAUCUCUCUCUUCGUCGGGCACAAGCCGCUGAUGAUGAUGGUUCCGCCACAGCCGCUGCAGCCGCCUCCGAUCAUCUUGCCCAGCAGCAGCAGCAGCAGCUCCUUAUCGGCUGCAGAGCUCUCGCCAGCUUCAAUCUACAGCAACAUGCAGCAGAUUCCAUACUCAUCAAGCAUGAUGGAUUCCAAGUCCCAGAUAAUGGGAACUGUUGAUGGUGUUCCUUCUUCUGUGGAGAGCUGCUGGAAUCCAAACAGCAUCUUUGGUGGUGGUGGUGGUCGGUCUAUGCUUGUCCCCGGGAGCAGCAGCAGCAAUAACAACAACAACAACAACUCUAACAACAACACCACCACAAGCAGUGAAAACUACAGCCUUGGAUACCUGAGCCUUGAUUUCUUCGACUGCAAGAAUUGACAAUGUGAGAUGGUUUGUGUGACUGGUCCACAAUAACCAAAUGGUGGACGCA
Molecule: messenger RNA, 2243 nt
Organism: Selaginella moellendorffii
Lineage: Eukaryota; Viridiplantae; Streptophyta; Lycopodiopsida; Selaginellales; Selaginellaceae
Product: protein SENSITIVE TO PROTON RHIZOTOXICITY 2-like
Exons: 2
Coding region: 593-2191 (532 amino acids)
Biological process (GO): response to acidic pH; response to aluminum ion
Source: RefSeq, a predicted model, not a curated record